Wyeomyia smithii (pitcher-plant mosquito) is the source of this 780-nucleotide messenger RNA. RefSeq names its product diphthamide biosynthesis protein 3 (gene Dph3). The record is from RefSeq and is a predicted model, not a curated record. The transcript is spliced from 2 exons. The coding region runs from base 149 to 406 and encodes 85 amino acids. Gene Ontology annotation, molecular function: metal ion binding. Gene Ontology annotation, biological process: protein histidyl modification to diphthamide. Lineage: Eukaryota; Metazoa; Arthropoda; Insecta; Diptera; Culicidae.
CGAAUGCAUGAAGCAAAACAAAACGAAGAGCAACAAUAUUCUUAACAUAACCUCUUCUCAUAUUAAUUACUGUUUAUCCGAACGGAGUGUGCUACAACCGAAUUUUACCAGUUGAUGUCUAUCUGUGAUUACUUCAAAAUUACACUAAAUGGCAGUGUAUCACGACGAGGUUGAAAUAGAAGACUUCGAGUACGACGAAGAGGAAGAGAUGUACUACUAUCCGUGUCCAUGCGGAGAUCGAUUUGAGAUUAGUCGGGAAGAACUGGUCGCCGGGGAGGAAGUAGCUACGUGCCCAAGUUGUUCACUAAUUGUUAAAGUUAUUUACGACCGUGAGGCUUUUCAGGCCGAACAAGACGAGGUGGAACCAGUGAAGGGUGAUAGAGAUAAAGAAAUCGCUGGUGAGUAGAAAUAGAAUCCUGUAAACGAUAAAGAUAAAUUUCGAUAGUUUAGGAACGAAUUUGUAAAUAUAAACUAGCAAACAAUGAAUUGGAUGUUAUUUCUUUUAAAGUAAUUGCCACAACAAUAGAAGUGUUCGAUAAAAGAAUGCUUAAAAAUAUACCAUUUAUUUAAGAAAAUGCUCGAAACAAUAAGACGCCCUAAUUAUUCGUCCAUCGACUUAUUUGGACAGAUUAUACAUUAAAAGUAAAACGUAGUGGCACAACGAAAAACGUAAUAAAAUCAAAUUAUAGACAAUAUGCACGUUUCUCAUUACCUCCGGUGGCUUCGAGUGAUUGGUCUGAAACUCACUAAAAUAAAAUAGAAUUAGAGUAAAUAUUAUAG